Molecule: messenger RNA, 670 nt
Organism: Olea europaea var. sylvestris
Lineage: Eukaryota; Viridiplantae; Streptophyta; Magnoliopsida; Lamiales; Oleaceae
Product: lipid transfer-like protein VAS
Exons: 3
Coding region: 80-550 (156 amino acids)
Source: RefSeq, a predicted model, not a curated record
AACCCCCAAUGAUAUUUACAAGAAGAAUUCAAAAGUUCUCAAAAUCAUACCAGCAAAAAACACUCCUUCGCAUCAAAAAAUGGCUUCAAAGUCUUUUUGCUUCUUCUUUUUAGUGUUGUAUUCAUGGGUUUUUGUGGGGUUUUCGCAGGGCGGCGGCAGUAAUUUGCCAUGCAUGCAAAAGCUACUUCCAUGCCAACCCUAUUUGAAGUCAUCUUCUACACCACCACCAGCUUGUUGUGUCCCACUGAAGCAGAUCAUAGCCGACGAUAGUAAGUGUCUUUGUGCUGUAUUUAACAAUCCCGGAAUCAUGAAAGGCCUCAAUGCAACACAAGAGGAUGCUCUCAAUAUGGCAAAACAUUGUGGUUCUAAUGCUGAUGCAUCCGGUUGCAAAACAGCCUCUACGCCAACUGUUUCACCAUCUCCACCUUCUUCUAAUAGUAGCCCCCCUGCGAAAAGUUCAGCUUCUGUGCUCUCUUAUUUUGGAGGAUCCGAUUCCCUUCCACUCGCAGCGGCGGCCAUUCUGAGUUUGAUUGCAUCCAUAAUAUUCUAGAGAAUUUUCCAUUUCAAUCAAAUUUAACUUUGCCAAACAUCUGGAUUUGUUUUUAGAGUUAUUUGUUCAAGACUAUGUAUGAUGUUUUCCCAUAAAAGCACAAUGGAUCCUUCUACCUAG